UGGCCCCUUCCUUUGUUACAGCCUGAGUGUGAGCGGGCGUGAGCGCGCGCGGGAGUGCCGAUGCGCGCCGGGCGGUGCGUGUGAGUGUGCGUGUGUGCGCGCGCGUGUGUAAGGGCGCGUGUGUGCAUGCGGGUCGGGACCCGAAGGCGCGAGGUGGCAGCGCGGGGCAGAGAGCGGGACCGGCUUCGCGGUCUUUCUCGCCCGCGCAGAACUCGGGCAGGUAGCCGGCCGCCUCCGGCUCCUCCCCAGACGCAGCUAGCGGCUGCUCUUAGAUGGAAACCCGACCCGGGCCGGGAUCAGGCGGGCUGCGGGACGAGGGCUGGAGGGAGGCGGCCCGCGGGGGUCUGCCCCACCGCAGGGGGCGCCGGAGGUGCGGGGAGUUCCCGGAGGAGCCGGCGAUGGCCCCUGCGAGCCCCGGAGGGCGCGAGGCUUUGGAGGUGGUUUGUGCGGCCAGGGAGCAAGCGGGAGAGGGGCGGGGGCGAGGCGAAGUCUGUCUAAAUGCCAGUUCCCUGAAGUUCAGCGCGUCGGUUGUCAUUUCAUCCCUUAAUGCAUAUUUAUGCCAUGCCGAAAUAGGCUUCAUAAUUAACUCCUGGAGUCAUCCGCAGAGGUUAAAGGGACCCCGAAGAUUUGUGCAUUGAUUGGGUACCCAGGCAGUGUGUGUGUGCAUGUGUGUGUGUGUGUGUGUGUGUGUGUACGCGCGCGCGCCCCGUGCGAACCCAUUGAGAAGAAUAAUUAUUUUUCUCCGCUGGAAGCUACAGCCGAGAAUCAGACCGGGAGGGAAGAGAGAGGUUGGAGAGGGAGAGGGAAAGAGGGAGACAAAGGAAGUGAGUGCAAGAGAGGAGCCGGCUCAGCAUCCGAACUGUAGCUCCCUGGAAGAAGAAACUUCACCUAUUUCCAUCUCACCUUCAGCCAUAUCAUGAUUCCAGUUGCUUCCCCUGCCUUGAGGUGGGAGUCUGUAACCACAGAGGCCCCUGCCAACACACAGUCCCCAGCACCGCUGUGUUGAUCCAAGGACUCCACUGCCAGAGAAGAGGCCACGUUUUGAUCACCAUGGUGGAUGUGAAGUGUCUGAGUGACUAUGAGUUGCACAAGCAUCUUAUGAAGCUUGGAUUCACACCUGGCCCAAUACUACCUUCCACCAGAAAGACCUACGAGAAGAAGCUGGUGCAGCUUCUGGCCUCGCCUCCCUGGAAACCGCCUGUCAUGAAGAGACCCACAAGGCCGCACGGCUCUGAGGACAGCGAUGACAGUGAAGAUCCAGCCAUAAAAAUCAUUUUGAAAGGAAAUAUCAAAUUCUCAAAAAACAAAGGCAAGGAAGGCAAGAAGAGACUUGAGGCUUCUACUAAUAAAAGAAGAAUCUUAGACAUCUACCUGAGCCAGAAGCCCACAAAGAAAGUCAGGUAUGCUGCAAGACCAAGUCCAAGGAUUAAGCGGAGAUGUGUCUCUGAAGAAGACUACUCUCGAUGCAACAAGAGAUCCAAGAGCAGCUCCCCAUACCAGAACCCCAGGAACAACUUUCCAUGCCAGAACCCUGAGGACAGCUUUCUGUGGGAGAGCUCCGAGAACAACGUCCCAUGGAGCUUGAAGCUGGCCGUCCUUGGGAUUUUCUUCAUUGUGUUGUUUGUCUACAUAAUUGUGGAAAAGAAGCCACUCUUGGGUUAAACCCUUCAGGAGCAUAGCGGCGUCUGCUGUGUCCCGACCUUUAACAGGAACCUUAGAGCUGUGCAGAAGGUCCAUGGCUACAACCAGGCAACUUCUCCCCGCCCUAUACUGGCUUCUCCUGGCUGUUUCUGGGUUCAGCCGGGUGGAGGAGCAAGGGCAGAACCAGGCAGCAUGGUGGUGCAUGAUGGUCUGUAAGCCAAGGAAGCCAUCAUUAAAGAUGCUAAUACAUCAGCACGCUCUUCUGUAAGGGAAACUGCCUGAGCCUCCUACCCUCUGCCCUCCGGUUUCCUCCUGUCCGUUUUCUUCCCCAGCCGAAAAGGCUUCACAUUCUUACGACUGAGACUACUUGCAUACUACAGAGCAUAGAAACAAGGAGAAAAUUAUGUUCUUAAUAAAAUAUGUCUAAGUGUCCAGGUAGUGGUGA
This is a messenger RNA of Mus musculus (house mouse), 2086 nucleotides long. It is a transcript of the gene Lemd1, whose product is annotated as LEM domain containing 1. Bases 1051 to 1662 code for a protein of 203 amino acids. The transcript has 7 exons. The record is from RefSeq and is a predicted model, not a curated record. Lineage: Eukaryota; Metazoa; Chordata; Mammalia; Rodentia; Muridae.